ACGAUUAUGCAGCUCAUAAAUGCCGGUGGAGGUGUGUUGUCUUUUCCUGCACUUUGUCCGAUUGUUUUGUGUACACAAUGCAUUCCAAAUCAUAUUCUACGCGGCUCGAUAUAUGGUCAUGAACGAUAAACCGUCGAAGAAAUAUUAAGUAACCCACUUUUCGUACCUGGCUGCUUACGGCGGUAUUUCGCUGUCUCAGCAUAACGUACGCAACUUUUUCCAGCGAUAUCUGCUACUUCUGGGUUUUACCGGCGGUUGUUUGUUGGUGUUUUCCAGCUUGCGGCUCGUGUAAUUUCUAUUGUUCACCAUACAGUUAUUAUUUUAAUCGCACGUUGUUGGUGUUUUGACUGGGUAUGGAUGCAGCUAGUACGGGCGUGGAUACUUCCGGUGGAAAUAAUUUUUUAGGAAUUUUGGCGACGUUAUGGGGGAUAAUUAUUGCUGUUUACUUCUGGUCACUGCGCAGCGCUCAGCGUAUAAGACCGGUUGGACGGAGUUUCGAAUACCAGUCUGUGCAGAGAAAAAAUGGAGCAUGGACGCGGGGUAAGAUGGGGAAACUGGACAAGCUGGGAAUCGAAGUGCCGAAAACCUUGUAUGAAAUUUUGGAGCAUGGUCUCAAAGCGUCAGGCGACGGCAAAUGUCUGGGUUAUCGCACCAGCUUGACCUCGCCGUACGUGUGGUUAUCGUACUCGGAAGUGCUGGAACGCGUUAAGUAUUUCGGCGCCGGUCUCGUGUAUCUGGGCCUAAAACCGGCAUCGGAGUCCUUCGUGGGAAUCUUCGCUCGCACGUCUCCGGAGUGGGUCAUUGCCGAAUACGCCAGCUAUGCGUACAGUCUGGUCACGGCGCCCAUCUACGAUUCACUCGGACCGGAAGGAUGCCAAACGGCACUCAAUCGCCUGGGUGUCACGUUGUUGAUCUGUGGAGAUGAUAAAAACUUUCAAACACUGAUGACCGGAAACCAUGUACUGAAGAAACUGCGAAAUAUCGUGUUUAUUCAGUCCAGCGAAGAAACACGCGCCAAAGCCCAUGCCCUUGGAAUUCAAGUUUACCAGUUCGAGGACGUUGUGGAACUGGGAAAAAAGCACCCUACACCUCUACGGCUGCCGCGACCGGAUGAUCUGGCUAUGUUGAAUUUCACUUCCGGUACCACCGGUGAACCAAAAUCGGCCAUGCUGACGCACCGGACGCUUACGGCUUCCGUCGAGGCUAUCCUCACUUCUAUGCUGCCUUUACGGUUGAACACGGAAACGACGAGUUUGGCAUAUCUUCCGUUGGCGCACGUCAUGGAACGGAUCGAAGAACUGGCUAUUUUUCUCUACGGCGGCAAAGUCGGCUUCAAUUCAAACGGUGUGGCGCAUCUGAUCGAGGACAUCCAGGAGUUGAAGCCGGAUGUCGGGGUGUUGGUGCCGCGUGUACUUAACCGCAUUUAUGGCAAAAUGAUGGAUAAUAUCCGCGGAUCACUUAUCAAGACGUUCAUAUUCAAUUUGGCAGUAUUCUGUAAAACCGUGGAAAUGCGCUUUGGGCUGUACCGGAAGAACUCCAUCUGGGAUUAUUUGAUAUUUGGUAAAGUGCAGAAAACACUGGGUGGCCGUAUACGGUGCGUGGCGACCGGUUCGGCGCCGCAGGAUGCCAAAAUGACCAAUACGAUGAAGGCGGCGCUGGGAUGCUAUUUUUUCGAAAUUUACGGGCAAACGGAAACUGCCGGUAUCAUCACCGCGACACUGCCCGGUGAUCCAUUCACCGGUCAUGUGGGCUGUCCGGUGGAAGGCAUGGAGAUCAAACUGGUGGAUGUGCCGGAACUGGGUUACUAUGCCAAGGAUCUCAAGGGGGAGAUUUGCGCGCGUGGACCGCUGAUCAUGUCCGGAUAUUAUGGGAUGCCGGAUAAGACCGCGGAGAUUAUGGACCCGGACGGAUUCAUCCAUACCGGCGAUGUGGGACACUUUGUUGAGGGAGGUCGGUUAAAAAUAAUCGACCGGAAGAAGCACAUCUUCAAGCUGAGCCACGGCGAGUACGUCGCGCCAGAACGCGUGGAGACGGAGCUGUUAACAAGCAGUCAUUUCCAGCAGAUCUUCGUGGAUGGCAGCAGUCUGCAUCCCUUCACCGUGGCCCUGGUCUACCCGAAUUACGACCUUUUGCCACCGGAAGUGCGCAGCGAUCCGGAACAGACCAAACAAUUCCUGCUGGAGGAAUUAGUCAAUACCGGCAAACGCCGGCAUUUGCGCUCCUAUGAGGUACCAAAGAAAAUCUACUUGCUCCCGGAAGUGUUCACACUGGAGAACGGCUUCCUAACGCCCACGCAGAAAGUGCGGCGGGAGGCGGUGCGAGUGGCAUUUAAGCAGCAGUUGGCGGAUAUGUACCGCGGUGUUUCCCUAACGGACAAUUAACCUACCAUUAACGUACCAAAGAAAUUCCGUAGGACGUUCAGUGUUUUCUACAUUAAGAGGAGUUCUUGAUUGUUGAUUCGAAUUUCUUAUGGCAAAAUAUAUAAAAAUGUGAAAAUGUGAAAAAUGUUGUAACUUGGUGCUGAUUGUGAGACCUGCACUAACGGUUACAAAAAAUUUGUUAUUUUUUUCUUAUAAAAAGCUAAAUUGAUAUCGGUUUCCCUAUUUUCCGCAGUGCCGAUUUUUGUACUAUGGUGUUGCAACCAAAACAUCGCCUGUUAAAAGAUGCU
Molecule: messenger RNA, 2668 nt
Organism: Paramacrobiotus metropolitanus
Lineage: Eukaryota; Metazoa; Tardigrada; Eutardigrada; Parachela; Macrobiotidae
Product: long-chain-fatty-acid--CoA ligase 5-like
Exons: 8
Coding region: 354-2381 (675 amino acids)
Biological process (GO): long-chain fatty acid metabolic process
Cellular component (GO): membrane; endoplasmic reticulum
Molecular function (GO): long-chain fatty acid-CoA ligase activity
Source: RefSeq, a predicted model, not a curated record